AACAAACGUACAGUCAAUAACACAAUAGAAAAAAAAUCUAUAUACAGUGUGUGCAAAUGAGGUAAGAUUAGGGAGGUAAGGCAAUAAAUAGGCCGUAGCGGCUAUUAGUAAGCUAUUGUGACAAUGUGCAACUAGUAGAAUGAAUGAUUGAUUGAAGGGAAAUAAAUAGGCAGAUAAAUAUAGGUUAUAUUUAUUUACAUUGGUGAUUUUGACUCACUGGGAGACCUUUUCUUGUGGCAGCAAGUCACAAAUCUUGCUUCUGGGAUUGCACACUGAGGUAUUUCCCCUAACAGAUAUGGGGUUUUGAAUUUGUGUUCAAAUUCUUUGUGGAUUUGUGUAAUUUGAGGGAAAUAUAUGUAUCGUAUAUGGUCCUACAUUUGGCAGGAGUUUAGAAAGUGGGAGUCCCAUAGAGCGGCGCACAAUUGGUCCUGCGUUGUCCGGGUUUGGCCGGUGUAGGCCGUCAUUGUAAAUAAGAAUUUGUUCUUAACCGACUUGCCUAAUUAAAUAAUGGUUAAACAAAUAAAUAAAAUGAACUCUUUCUCUCAGCACACACAUUCAACAACCAAUUAAAAAGUCACGCUGUUAUGUAGUCAGUGUUUCUACUGCCGCCUGUGGUGCUCAUGCAUAGGGGAUGGUCACUGGCACCAGGGUGGAACAUCAUAGCACAUCUAAGGAGAAUGUAAAUGUGACAUGCUGACCAUUCAUUUAUUUACAAUUGGAGACUAUUGACAUGGCAAAUACAACCAAACAGCAUGGUAGGGGUUUCAUGGGGGAAAGAGUUAUAUGCUAAUAGUACUGUAUUUUCUAUUGAGUUUUACAAUCCACUAUUUUGUUGCUGAGAAUUGUCCUGCACUGCAGGGAAUGCAGAUGAGCUUUGCAAUUUACAUACAUUCACUGAAAACCCACACUAACAUGGUUAUAUUAACAGUAUUGCACGCUUCAUGUAGCCUACUUUUGGCCAGCUAAAAGCCUAACCCCUGAUCAAGCAACAUUAUAUUGAAAUCUUGUUUCUGCAUGAUUAUUUUGCUGUAACAAUACAGGUCAAAUUAAGAUCCUACACCUGUUUGUGGAAAUCAGGAAAUACUAGAGAUGAACUACAUGAAAACUUUUUUGUGCGAACGAUUUGUUUUAUUCAUUCACUUCAACAAUAGCACUCUCCAUGAGAAAUAAAUAAAAAAUGCAUGAUAACAAAACCCUAUAAAUGCAUGAUAACUUGUCCAAAAAUGUCUCAAAAGUGCCAGAACAUAUGGAAGUUGUCCAAUUCAUAAGGUAUUCAAAAAACAAGGAGGACCAGAGGCACUCUUCAUACAAUGCAAAUGCCUUCAUUUUUACAGUAUGUUUAAUGGAACAAAUAUGUAAAAACUCUGACGCGUUUCAGCAGCAUGGACUUCGUCAGAGUAGACUAACGAAGUUACAAGUUAAGAAGUAUGAAUUCACAUCAAGCCAUCAGUUAAAUAGGCAGACAAAUGAUUUGAUAAGAAAAUGAUGAGGGAUAAAUGUUCUCUAAACUUUGUGUCAAUCAUUUUCUUAUCAAAAGGUAGGCUUAGCCUACCCUAUUUUGCGUGAGCAAACACUACUGUUAGUCUACUAUCCACCAGUGGGACUCAAGGAACUCACAGGCUAUGAUCACUUCAGGCCAAUUUCAACAGGCAUUCCAUGCUCAGGUUUGCGGGUUCAAGAACCCAUACAAUAACUCUAUUGUGCAUCCAGAAUCUGGUUCACAGGCAGGUUCCCACACAGUCCACACUCUGCUGGGCUAUAUGAAAGUAAAGUAAGAUCUGCUAUUCUACUGACAGUAGCAGAUCUGUACUGAACAGCCAUUGAAGUCACAAAUUCAUGGAUCUGGAGUCGAAUAUUAACUAACGGGUUGAACAUAUGUUAUAAGAGAGCUGCGUUUUCCAUUACUGCGCAGUGCGCUCAGAUUCACAGACAAGAGAGGAACGGACUUGGACGCACGUCAAGAGAGCCACCGACCGAUGCGACGCUAGCGUGCCAAAAACACUCCAGAAAAAAAACAAGAAAUGGAGAAACGAAAGGAACAUGAGUUGAAAAUUCAAGAAAAUGGAAAGACAAGCAAAUCACCGAAACUAUGUGGGACCAACUACCCUGUCAGCAUCUCCUUUAUAGUGGUGAAUGAGUUCUGUGAACGCUUCUCCUACUAUGGCAUGAAAGCGGUGCUGACACUGUACUUCAUCAACUACCUGCAUUGGGACCAGAACCUGUCCACAGCAGUGUACCAUGCCUUCUCCAGCCUCUGCUACUUCACCCCUGUGCUGGGGGCCCUCAUCGCUGACUCCUGGCUGGGCAAGUUCAAGACCAUUGUCUACCUCUCUGUUGUCUAUGUGCUCGGUCACAUCGUCAAGUCUGUUGGGGCCAUACCGAGUGUGGGGGACUCAACCAUACACAUAGUACUGUCUAUGGUGGGUCUGAUCCUCAUAGCCUUUGGUACAGGAGGUAUCAAACCCUGUGUAGCAGCGUUCGGAGGUGACCAGUUUGAUGAAGAGCAUACAAAUGAAAGGAGGAAAUUCUUCUCCAUUUUCUACAUGUCCAUCAAUGGUGGGAGUGUCUUAUCGACACUCAUCACACCAAUAUUGCGAGGAGAUGUGCAGUGUUUUGGUGGUGACUGCUAUGCUCUUGCCUUCGGAGUACCAGCGAUUUUGAUGGUAAUUGCUCUAGUUGUGUUCAUCUCUGGAAGUGGGAUGUAUAAGAAGAGUCCACCGGAAGGGAACAUCUUGUUGGAUGUGUGUAAGUGCAUGGGGUUGGCCAUCAAGAACCGCUGGAAGAGCUCUAAGUAUGACCCUAAGAAGAAACACUGGCUGGACUGGGCAGAGGAGAAGUAUCCGAGACGUCUGAUCCAUGAGAUUAAGAUGGUCCUAAGGGUUCUAGUGCUCUACAUCCCUCUGCCCAUGUUCUGGGCUCUGUUUGACCAGCAGGGAUCCCGUUGGACUCUCCAGGCCACCCGGAUGAACAUGGCCUUCGGAUCAACAUUUGUCCUGAAGCCUGAUCAAAUGCAGAUGUUAAACGCUCUGCUGAUCCUCGUGUUUGUGCCUAUCUUUGACAUGGUUGUGUACCCACUCAUAGGCCUGUGUAGGAUCAAUCUCACGCCGCUGAAGAAGAUGGCUGUGGGUAUGAUCUUUGCAGCGCUGGCCUUCGGUUCUGCCACCUUGGUGGAGGUCAAUGUCACGAAAACGGUGGUGGAGCCUGCGCCACAGGGACAAUGUCUGCUACAGGUCUACAAUCUGGCUGUCAGUGACGUCAAACUGAACAUCCCAGGGAGUAACCUCUUCUCACAACCCAUCAAAUCCUAUGAGGAUCCACCAGCAUAUCAGCAUAUUCAACUAGGGGGACACAACAAGACCAUCAAUAUGGCGGUCACCCAAAAUGAAAGCCCUUACCAGUGUGUCCAGACCUUCACAGAGCAGAAAGCCUACACUCUCGUCCUGCACAGCAAUGGUUCUGGGAUUGUGUGUCAACUAGCGACAGACAACAUACAUAAAAGUGAAAAAAUGGAAGCGUACCUGAGAUUCAUCAACACACGGAGCGAGGCUGUGAACAUAACAGUGGGUGCUGUGGAUUUUUACGUACCUGAAGACUAUGGCAUAUCUCCCCAUAACAGUGUGGAAAGAAAAGAGUACACAAAUGAUAAGUGUACAUCAGGCUCACAGGAUUUCCUCAUCACCCUGGGCCUGCUUGACUUUGGAGCCUCGUACACUGUCAUUCUCAAAGGAGACCCUGGAGAGAUCAUUCUCCAGAAAAUGGAGGAUGUGAAGGCCAACAAUGUCCACAUAGCCUGGCAGAUUCCACAAUACGUCCUGAUCACAGCAGGAGAAGUCAUGUUCUCCAUCACAGGCCUCGAGUUCUCCUACUCACAGGCCCCAGCUAACAUGAAGUCAGUGCUGCAGGCCGGCUGGCUGCUGACUGUAGCCUUUGGCAAUGUCAUUGUGCUGAUCGUCGCAGAGGGGGCAGGUCUGGAUCAGUGGAUGGAGUUCCUGCUGUUCGCUGGCCUCCUGGUGGCAGUCUGCAUCAUCUUCUCCAUCAUGGCUUACUUCUACACCUACGUAGACCCUGACGAGCUAGACAAGCUGUUCCCAGACAAGACAGUCAAUGACGACGAUGAAGACAACUUGAAAAAGAACCAGAAAUACCACAUGGACCAGACAGACAACAAAUACUGGAAGCAGCAGAAGUUAAGGAUAUCUCCCAGAUGGUCGAUGAACAGGAACACCUACUCCGUCAACACCAUGACCAGCUGGCUCAACUGGGUACGGUAAUGGAUAAGGUCCUCCGCGUUCUCCACCACCCGCGAUAAUUAAUCUCCAACUAGCGGAGGUUCCUCUACCACGAGUCGUCCCAGCGAGCCAGACCCCCAGCCGAUCCAGCAGUUCGCCCAGGUCAGCGAUGUCCUAUAUAUUCCGACUCCAUCGGAAUGCCGUGGCUUCCGAUGAGGGUACGGGUACGGUCCAGAGGAGCGCUGUUGGGUCCUGGUGGACGUCCCCCGUGACGCCCCUGGACAUCGAUGGGUGCCUCACCUUUGCCGUCAGGUCCCUCCUGGACUCCUGACGUCGUGGGGGUUGGCUCCAGUACCUGGUGUACUGGGAGGGUACGGUCCUCCCCCUGGCCUGGCGUCGUCCUGCGGCUAGUCGAGGGGGGGUACUGUCACGGCUACUCCUGCUCUUCCGCUCCGGCGCUCGACGUCGCCAGUCUACUAACCACCGGUCCUAGCAACCCACAUUACGCACACCUGGAAACCAUCAUUGCGCACAUUGCGCACACCUGGACUUCAUCAUCACCCUGAUUACUUUCCCUUUUAUUUAGCCCUCAGUAGCCUCAGUCUUCAGGCGGUAUUGGUAUGGUUUACGUUGAAUACACUACCCCUGUUUUGAUUAUCUUCAUGUUUCUUAUUAUUAAACUCACCUUCUGCACCUGCUUCCUGACUCCCUCGACACAGAUUAAGCCUAGUCCUGGAAUUAAAAAGCAUGCUUAAGGGAUAAUCUGUGUCCAGGAAAGUGGCACAGUGUGUACCUGUCCAGACUAGAGGGUGACUGUGUGGGCCUUGACGUGUCUGUGGGGAACCUCUGGAGGUCUGGCUGGAGUACGUCACACUAGACUCCUCAUAGGGGAUCCUGCUGGGGUACAGACAGCUUGUUUGCAGGGGGGGGAACAGGUGCCAACGCUUCCUGAAAUAAAACAGGGUAGGAGUGCUGAUCUUGGUUCAAUUUAUUUGAAAGGGAAAGCCAUUACCAAAGCCAUUGCAUGCAUCAUCUCAAGUUAAGCAUGUCACUGUACUUCAGCAUGUGACAAAUAAAACUUGAAACCACAAUGGUUAUUCUCUAUGUAGUUGAGGAAACCUGGAAUCUAUCGCCAUUCAAUUUAAGAAGCUAUAGUUCAAUAUAAUCUCUCUUUAUUGAAAUAUUAUUGUUAUGAAUUUUAUGAAUAAAUUACUAAACGAUGUAUACAUUUAACUAGAACUAAUUGAACUCUACCCUGUUUUUCUAUAUUGAUAAAUAAUGUUAGUUCAUAAGGAAGAGGUUAUGUAGCAUGUAUGAGGGAAGAAAAGAAUGGCUGUGUGUACCUAAAGAAAACUAAAUGGAUCAUUAACCUAUGUUUGAACCACUAAGCUAUAACUCUGUGGAGAUAAGGGAAGACAGCUCAAGCCCCUCUAGGUUUUCCGUGUCUGGGGGGGACUGGAACUGUCAGCUAAGUGGUAAUAAACUGAGGAGAGAUUUCAGGAGAUAAUCCAGAUAUUAUGUAUAAGGUAUGUGCGUAAGUAUGUUGGAAUUAACUUUUGAUCAGUUUUGUCCUAGUCGGAGGGGGAGGGACUCUAUGACGCUGUGCGUAAUAUAUAAUGUGAUGUACAUGGUUUUUGGAGGAGAGAUCUCUCGAGAAUAAACGCUAUUGAUUAAUUUGGA
This is a messenger RNA of Salvelinus namaycush (lake trout), 5909 nucleotides long. RefSeq names its product solute carrier family 15 member 2 (gene slc15a2). The transcript is spliced from 24 exons. NCBI's taxonomy places the organism in Eukaryota, Metazoa, Chordata, Actinopteri, Salmoniformes, Salmonidae. Gene Ontology annotation, cellular component: membrane. Gene Ontology annotation, molecular function: dipeptide transmembrane transporter activity. The record is from RefSeq and is a predicted model, not a curated record. The coding region runs from base 2022 to 4271 and encodes 749 amino acids. Gene Ontology annotation, biological process: transmembrane transport; oligopeptide transport.